This is a messenger RNA of Lutzomyia longipalpis, 747 nucleotides long. RefSeq lists its product as uncharacterized. NCBI's taxonomy places the organism in Eukaryota, Metazoa, Arthropoda, Insecta, Diptera, Psychodidae. Bases 1 to 747 code for a protein of 248 amino acids. The record is from RefSeq and is a predicted model, not a curated record. Gene Ontology annotation, molecular function: N-acetyltransferase activity. The transcript is spliced from 2 exons.
AUGUCUGCUAAGAAAAUUCUGCAUACUAUCGACAAUGGUAAAAUCGGCAUUCAGCUGUAUAAUCCAGGAACAGACUGGAAAAGCUCUCUAGAAGUCCUUCAUAAAGGUUUCUUUCCUCAUGAGAAUAUCGCCAUGGCCGUUGGAUUAGAUAAAUCAGCACAGGCUCAGGGUGAUAUAGCAAAGCUCUUUGAAGCUCAACUUAACGAUGGUAUUUCCCUGGUAGCACGUCAUUUGCCAACAAAUGAAAUUGUAGGAUUUACCGUUAACAAACUCCACUCACGUCCUCUUCCGGGGACACCGUCAUUUUUCGAGGAAUUCCGCAAGAAUAAACUCGCAGAGGAAACGCGGAAAAUCAUUAAAUUCCUUGAGUAUGCCGAUGGGAAAAUUGAUCUUUUUGCUAAGUUCAACACUGAUUCAUUCAUUGAAUGUGGCAUCGUGGCAUCUCUACCGGAAUUUGGUGGAAGAAAAAUUGCCUUUCAUCUUGUGGAACAUACCUUAAGGUUGGCAAAGGAAAUUGCAGCAGGAAAUUAUCCCGAAACAAUGGCUGAUGAUCUCCGAGGGAUGAAACCAAAAAUUGUCUUUGCCAUUUGGACGUCGAAAUAUUCAGCGAGAGUUGGUGAAAAGUUGGGAUUCAUUCCACUUGACAGGAUUCCUUUUGCGAGCCUUGAAUCCCUUGGAGUACCAUUGAUGGUUGAGAAGAUUCCUCCUGAACACACUCAUAUCGUCCUGAGUGCCAUUGAAAUUUAA